Xenopus laevis (African clawed frog) is the source of this 3427-nucleotide messenger RNA. It is a transcript of the gene rps6ka4.L, whose product is annotated as ribosomal protein S6 kinase, 90kDa, polypeptide 4 L homeolog. Lineage: Eukaryota; Metazoa; Chordata; Amphibia; Anura; Pipidae. The record is from RefSeq and is a predicted model, not a curated record. The transcript has 17 exons. Gene Ontology annotation, cellular component: nucleus. Gene Ontology annotation, biological process: intracellular signal transduction. The coding region runs from base 264 to 2564 and encodes 766 amino acids. Gene Ontology annotation, molecular function: kinase activity; ATP binding; protein serine/threonine kinase activity.
GAGUUGUAGUCCAGCAAGAGCCACAAGCUAAAGAUCGCUACCUAGAAGAAGACACACCCAAAACAUUGCACCCACACACAGGGAGUUAAUCGCCUUCCACACUGACACACGGCGACACCCCAGAGCGCACACACACACUGACAUACAGGAAGUUCCUCAUUUACUGCCCGGGCCAUUUUCCUUUUUCCCUUACCCGGGAGAGCGGGACGCGCACAGGCACAACCGGAGGAGACGGGCCGGUCGUGGGCAGAUGCGACCCGGAUAUGGGGGAUCCGGACAGGAGAGAGACCCGCAGCCCGAUCCAUGUGAAUCUGACUGGAAAUGAGGAAAGAGUUGCCAUGAAAGACUUUGAGCUACUGAAGAUCUUGGGAACUGGAGCGUAUGGAAAGGUAUUCCUUGUACGGAAGGUGACUGGGCCAGAUACCAACCAUCUCUAUGCUAUGAAAGUCCUCCAAAAAUGUGCACUAGUAAAAAAGGAAAAGACCGUGGAGCAUACGAAAACGGAGCGCAAUGUACUCGAACAUGUGAGGGAAAGCCCUUUCCUAGUAACACUUCACUAUGCCUUCCAGACAGAGGCCAAGCUCCAUCUUAUACUGGAUUAUGUGAGUGGCGGAGAGCUUUUCACUCACCUCUAUCAGCGAGAUAAUUUCUCUGAAGAUGCAGUGCGGUUUUACUCCGGAGAGGUUAUUUUGGCCCUGGAGCAUUUGCACAAGUUGGGCGUUGUGUACAGGGACAUUAAGCUGGAGAACAUCCUGUUGGAUAGCGAGGGCCAUGUGGUGCUGACAGACUUUGGCCUGAGCAAAGAGUUCCUAUCUGAAGAGGAGGAGCGCACAUAUUCAUUCUGUGGGACAACAGAGUACAUGGCACCAGAAAUUAUACGAGGACAGGGAGGCCAUGGCAAGAUUGUAGACUGGUGGAGCUUGGGAAUCCUGAUCUAUGAAUUACUUACAGGAGCAUCUCCUUUCACCUUGGAGGGAGAAAAGAACACACAGAGUGAAGUUUCCAGGCGUAUCCUGAAAAUGGACCCCUCUCUUCCCUCCUUUCUGAGUUUCGAGGCCAGAGAUCUUCUCCAUAAACUGCUUCGUAAAGACCCCAAAAAACGUUUAGGAGCUGCAGGGGCAUCCCAAAUAAAGGAACACCCUUUCUAUAAGCAGGAUAUGGACUGGGAAGCUCUCUCACUGCGCAAGGUCAAUCCUCCAUUCCGUCCUUCAAUAAGGAACGAGACAGACGUCAGUAAUUUUGCUGAAGAAUUCACCAAUCUAGACCCUGUCUAUUCCCCAGCUGGCACACCUCCCUCUGGUGCUCCUGUCUUCCAGGGCUACUCCUUUAUAGCACCUUCUGUCCUAUUUGGUCGGAAUGCUGUGAUGAGAGACAUGGCAGCUCCUUCUGCAGACAAGCCUGGAAGUCCUACUCUAGCUCUUAGUGCUGCUAUGAAGGACUCUCCAUUCUUCCAAUGUUAUGAAAUAGAUCUUGAAGAACCAGCUCUGGGAUCUGGCAGCUAUUCUAUCUGCAGAAAGUGUCUGCAUAGGCAGACCCAAAAGGAAUAUGCUGUGAAAAUCAUAAGCAGGAGGAUGGAAGCCAACACCCAGAGGGAGGUAGCAGCACUGAGACUGUGUCAGGGACACACCAAUAUUGUCGCACUUCACGAGGUCCUACACGACCAGUACCACUCAUAUUUAGUUAUGGAGCUCCUGGAUGGAGGAGAAUUACUGGACCGUAUAAAAAAACAGGCCCGUUUCAGCGAAGUGGAGGCCAGUAGUCUAAUGCGCAGUCUGGUGAGCGCCGUAGCACACAUGCAUUCAGCCGGAGUCGUACACAGGGACCUAAAGCCAGAGAAUCUUCUCUUGUCAUCUCCUGGGGAGAACGCAGUACUAAAAGUCAUUGACUUUGGAUUUGCAAGACUUCGCCCACCAGGAUCACGUCCAUUACACACUCCCUGCUUCACCCUUCAUUAUGCUGCUCCAGAACUAUUUUCUAACCAGGGAUAUGACGAACUGUGUGACCUGUGGACUCUUGGAGUCAUUCUGUAUACCAUGCUGUCUGGUCAGGUGCCCUUCCAAGUGAAAAGAGGCAAAUUUCAUAACCGUGCAGCUGACAUCAUACAGAAGAUUAAGGAAGGCGAUUUUAGCAUGGAGGGCAAAUGUUGGGAGCAUGUGAGUGAAGAGGCCAAGGAUCUGGUCAGAGGCCUUUUGAUCGUGGACCCCACUUGCAGACUGAGUCUGAAUGAACUCCAGGAAAGUGAUUGGCUUCGUGGUGGGCGUCCUCUCUCCUCCACUCCUCUAAUGACUCCAGAUGUCUUGGAAUCUAGUGGCCUAGCCACUAAGAACUGUGUGGAUGCCACCUUCAUGGCCUUUAACCGUGGAAAGCGAGAGGGUGUAUUCCUAAAGAGCGUGGAUAAUGCUCCCCUUGCCAAGAGACGCAAGCUGAAGAUGUGCAGUACUGGUGGUGACACACGCAGUGGUUCCUCCUCAUCCUCUUCUUCCUCAUCAUCAGCUGCCGCAUCUGCAUCCUAUUCUCCAAAAUCCAAGGGCACCCCUCAGAGUCAUUGUUCUGGACACUCUUAACUCAGUGACAUACACUAUACCUCUGCAGGUCACAUACCCCUGAAUUUUCUCCAGGCCUCCCAUGAUACAAACAUUUUCUUAUGUAUUAUAAUAUGGGUGGGAUAUGAGUAUAUAUGUGCAUAUAUGUAUGGGUGUUACAUUUAUAAAGCUAGAUACAUAUCAGCGUUUACAGAUUUCAACUUUUGGAAAAGGGAUGUAUAUGCUUAUAUAUAGAUAUAUGAAAUGUUUUCUGGGUUUAAAUAUUCACGCACAAUAUUAUAUAUUUGGCACGGUAUCUAACACCAGAAUACCACGAAAAGAAAUGAAGAGGAUAGUGUUGGCUGCACAGUUGUACUAUAAUUCUUUUCAUUGGAAUGUGGCCUAGUUGAGUCCUUAUAGACUGUAUUUACUGUGUUUGUGUAUAUAGAUAUUAUUGGUUGACCUGUACAUAUGUAUGCAACAGCAGAAUAGUGUGGACCCAAGUUUAUUCAAAAGGGCUCACUGACACUGGAUAUAUUCAGGCCACAGAAAGUCCAUAAUAAUUUUCACACUAUUUAAAUGCUAUUUUUGUGCAAUGUGAUCUUUGUCUCUCUUUACAGGACUACAAAUCUGCUGCAUUAAUGGACCAAAGUCAUGUAUACAGUGUUUACAGAGCAGUGCAAGGACAAAAUGCCUGUGUGUUCAAGCCCAUAGUUUAAAACAUUUACUUUCUUAUGAUUUUUAUGCAUCAAUACUUGCAUGUGGAAGUUCUGCUUGUGCUUUUGGGCUGUGAAAAUUAUUGCACAUACCUUUAGUAUAUGCAUUCACAUUUUAGAUUCUCUAGUAAACUAUGCGCUGCUUAUUGGUAUUCGUCCCCAUAAACAGAUGCCCUUUAUGGCACCAUU